This is a messenger RNA of Phodopus roborovskii (desert hamster), 1558 nucleotides long. RefSeq names its product progestin and adipoQ receptor family member 5 (gene Paqr5). The record is from RefSeq and is a predicted model, not a curated record. The coding region runs from base 245 to 1237 and encodes 330 amino acids. Lineage: Eukaryota; Metazoa; Chordata; Mammalia; Rodentia; Cricetidae. The transcript is spliced from 8 exons. Gene Ontology annotation, cellular component: membrane. Gene Ontology annotation, molecular function: signaling receptor activity.
AGGGCGCGCCGUCUGGUGCUCCAGGUGCAGUUCCCUUGAGCCUGGGGGCCCGCGGUGGCCCAGGAGGAGUGGCCCGUCUCCAAUCUGCCUCUGCCGUGUCUCUGCGCCCUGUCCACUGGACACCAGUGAGCCUCAGAACCCAGGGAAGCCACCCAGCUAUCCCUGGUAUGCCACAACUCUGAGUGGGACCUGCUGGGAGGCCAGAGUGACCUCAACCACCUUGCCUACCCACCCGGGUGUCAAGAUGCUGAGCCGGAAGCUCCCCAUGCUGUUCCGUAUAGACCAGGUGCCACAGGUGUUCCAUGAGCAGGGCAUCCUCUUUGGCUACCGACACCCACAGAGUUCCGCCACUGCCUGUAUCCUCAGCCUUUUCCAAAUGACCAAUGAGACCCUCAACAUCUGGACGCACCUGUUACCCUUCUGGUUCUUUGUGUGGAGGUUCGUGACUGCACUGUAUAUGACAGACAUCCAGAAUGACAGCUACUCAUGGCCCAUGCUCGUGUACAUGUGCACCAGCUGUGUGUACCCCCUUGCAUCCAGCUGUGCACACACCUUCAGCUCUAUGUCCAAGAACGCCCGGCAUAUCUGCUACUUUCUGGACUAUGGUGCUGUCAACCUCUUCAGCCUGGGCUCAGCCAUCGCCUACUCUGCAUACACGUUUCCUGAUGCACUGGUCUGCAGUACCUUCCACGAAUGCUACGUAGCCCUGGCUGUACUAAACACCAUUCUCAGCACUGGUCUGUCCUGCUACUCCAGGUUUCUUGAACUCCAGAAGCCCCGGCUCUGCAAGCUGCUCCGGGUCCUCGCCUUCGCCUACCCCUACACUUGGGACUCACUCCCCAUCUUCUACAGGCUCUUUUUGCUCCCGGGGGAGAGUUCAAGAAAUGAAGCCAUCCUGUACCACCAGAAGCACAUGGUCAUGACCCUCCUGGCCUCUUUCUUGUACUCUGCUCACCUGCCAGAGCGACUGGCUCCUGGACGCUUUGAUUACAUCGGUCACAGUCACCAGCUGUUUCACGUGUGUGUGAUCCUGGCCACACACUUGCAGAUGGAAGCCAUCCUCCUGGACAAGACUCUGAGGAAGGAGUGGCUCUUGGCCACCUCCAGACCCUUCUCUUUGCUUCAGAUAGCAGCAGCCAUGCUUCUGUGUAUCAUCUUCAGCCUCAGCAACAUUAUUUAUUUCUCAGCUGCUCUGUACCGAAUCCCUGAGCCUGAAUUACACGAAAAGGAAACGUGAUUUCAGAACAUGCCAGGCUUCAGUGUUAAGUCACUGGUGUGGUGCCAGCUUACAGUGGCCAAAAGUAUUUGUAGUGACUGGCGUCUUGACAUUUUUUAAUGGGUUCAUGUCAAAAAAUGUAUUUAACCUGGGGAGAGUUCUGUACACAUGCACUGGUUGUGUAAGUGUUCUGUAAAGGGGAGGACAUGGGCUUAAGUCCCGGGGAAGGCAAAUUAUUGAAAUAUCAAGUUUUAAAUUUAUUUAAAACGGGGUGUUUAGGGGAUAGGGAUAUAGCACAGUUGGUAAAUGCUUGCCCACAAUAUACAAAGCCCUGAUUUUGUG